ACUGCGUAUUGAUGCCUCAUUCCUUUCUACUUAUUAAUAUCAGUAUUUUGUAGAACAAACUUUUCAUUAUCGUGCAAAAUAUCUCAAAUAUUCCUCAGGAUUGAACGUAAUUGUUUUUACCAUCAAAUAUCUUCUCAUAUUCUGAUUCAAGAGUUUUGAAAAGAUUAAUCGAAAACUAAGUCAAGAAAAAUUAUUGCAGUAAUAUGGCACCUACUAUUGAUUCUUUUAUGAACUCAUUUACCAAUAAAUUGGAAAGUCCAGUACGAAAGCAUUUAAAAAAUGUGUAUGGAUGCCUUUCAUUGUCUACUUUAUCAGCUGCAUUUGGAGCUUAUGUUCAUUUACAUGCAAUCUUUCAAGCCAGUUUUUUGACAACAUGUUUGGCUUUUGGACUUCUUAUUGCCUUAGUCCUUACACCUGAUAAUGGGAAAAAUCACUCCCUACGCCUAGGAUAUUUCUUAGGAUUUUCAUUUUUCACUGGGAUAGGACUUGGUCCAUUAUUAAGUGUUGUUAUUGCUAUAGAUCCAAGCAUUGUUAUGACAGCUCUUAUUGGUACUUCAGUACUUUUUGUUUCCUUCAGUAUAUCAUCACUUUUGUCCGAACGAGGCCAAUGGCUCUAUUUAGGAGGAAUAUUAAUCAGUGCUAUGAACUUACUAAUGUUCUUUUCAUUAGCAAAUCUUUUCUUUAGAUCAAAUUUGAUUUAUCAACUUAAUUUAUACAUUGGUCUGAUGCUAAUGUGUGGAUAUAUUAUUUAUGAUACUCAACACAUUAUUGAGAAAAAUCGCAUGGGUAACAAAGAUUUUAUCGCUCAUGCUCUUGACUUAUUCCUCGACUUAGUUCAUGUAUUUCGACACCUACUGAUUCUUCUUACAAAAAAGCAAGAAGACAAAAAACGUAAACAGUAACAAACUGGAGUGAAAAAAUGUACCAAUGGAUAUAAGAAAUUUAACUAUUAAUUACUUAUUUACUAUUUGUCGAAGCGGUUUAGAUAAUCUUAUUAAAAGACAAAAAAUGAUUAUAUCAAUAAUCUAUAUUGCUUUCUGGAGAAAAUUAUAAACAAAUUUUUGUUAAAUCUUUAAAAAUAAAAUAUGAUAAGCCUUCGCCAAGGUUUAUAUUAAGUCUCGAUUGUGACUUCUUUUCUGUAAUUCUAAUAAAUGUUAUUAAAAAUUAA
Molecule: messenger RNA, 1168 nt
Organism: Trichogramma pretiosum
Lineage: Eukaryota; Metazoa; Arthropoda; Insecta; Hymenoptera; Trichogrammatidae
Gene: BI-1
Product: bax inhibitor 1
Exons: 4
Coding region: 204-902 (232 amino acids)
Biological process (GO): cellular response to unfolded protein; negative regulation of RNA splicing; negative regulation of apoptotic signaling pathway
Cellular component (GO): mitochondrial membrane
Molecular function (GO): enzyme binding
Source: RefSeq, a predicted model, not a curated record